UGUGUGUCAUAGUUUCUUUCAUUAAAGAGGAGCUAGACAUGGACAAAAAUCUCUCCCAACGCCAGCUUGACAUGAAGAGGUCCCUCCUUGAUCAGGGGUACCUUGAUGAGCAAUUUAUUCAGCUUGAGGAAUUGCAAGACGAGGACAGCCCUAAUUUUGUAGAGGAAAUGGUGACAACAUUCUAUAACAAUUCAGCUCGACUGCUAGAAAACAUAGAACAGGCACUGGUUACUGGGCCUAUUGAUUUUGCUAAGCUGGACAAUUAUAUGCACCAAUUCAAAGGUAGUAGCUCAAGCAUUGGAGCUACAAGAGUGAAGAACGAAUGCACCCGAUUCCGAGAACACUGCACAGCAGCAAAUGCGGAAGGAUGCAUCAGGACUUUCCUACGAGUUAAACAAGAGCAUACAAUUUUGAGGACGAAGCUGGAAACUUAUUUUCAGUUGGCCAGACAAGCUGGACCAUCUGCGUCUGGAGGAGGAGCCAAAGUUAGAUGAUUAUAUAUAUGGACGAAGAUUUCUCAUUUAUGGAGUACUCAUAUAUAUAUAUAUAUAUAUAUGAUAUAUGAACAAAAGACCAUGCAAUCCAGUAAAACGAAGAAUUUUGUGGACUUUGUA
This is a messenger RNA of Alnus glutinosa, 614 nucleotides long. RefSeq names its product histidine-containing phosphotransfer protein 4-like. The record is from RefSeq and is a predicted model, not a curated record. The transcript is spliced from 6 exons. The coding region runs from base 39 to 494 and encodes 151 amino acids. Gene Ontology annotation, cellular component: cytoplasm; nucleus. Gene Ontology annotation, molecular function: histidine phosphotransfer kinase activity; protein histidine kinase binding. Gene Ontology annotation, biological process: phosphorelay signal transduction system; cytokinin-activated signaling pathway; phosphorylation. Lineage: Eukaryota; Viridiplantae; Streptophyta; Magnoliopsida; Fagales; Betulaceae.